AUGGGCAAGCUUGAUGUAAACGUUCUUCGUUAUUUAACCAAAGAGGACUUCCGAGUUCUUAUUGCGGUUGAGUUGGGAAUGAGAAAUCAUGAGUUAGUUCCUGCUGCCCUGGUAGCUUCUAUAGCUCAUCUACCAACUGGAGGCAGCCAUAAGAAACUUAGAGAACUCCAUAGGCAUGGAUUAGUUGCUUAUGAGCAAGGCAACAAAAGAUAUCAUGGAUAUCGCUUGACAAAUGCUGGGUAUGAUUACUUGGCCUUGAAAGUUUUUGCAGAAAAGAAUGUCAUUUCAUCUGUUGGAAAUCAAAUUGGAGUAGGAAAGGAGUCAGAUGUCUACAUUGUUGCAGAUGAAGAGGAACGUCAGUAUGCCUUGAAAUUUCACAGACUAGGACGAACCUGCUUUCGGCAGAUUAAAAACAAGCGUGAUUACCUGAAAUACAGAAAGUCUGCAUCUUGGCUUUACCUUGGUAGACUUGCAGCCACAAAGGAAUAUGCACACAUGAAGGUCUUGUAUGAGCGGAAAUUCCCAGUUCCUAAGCCUGUUGAUUUCAGUCGACAUGCUGUUGUAAUGGAACUUUUAAAUGGAUAUCCCAUGUGCCAGGUACAUGAGUUGUCUGAUCCAAGUGUUACAUACAAUGACUGCAUGGAGCUGUUAGUAAAAUUGGGAAACCAUGGACUCAUUCAUGGAGACUUCAAUGAGUUUAACCUAAUGGUUGACUCAAAGGAUCAUAUCACAAUGUUUGACUUCCCACAGAUGAUAUCCACAUCACACCCAAAUGCAGAAAUGUAUUUUGACAGAGAUGUACAGUGUAUCCGAGACUUCUUCGCCAAGCGUUAUAACUAUGAAAGUGAACUGUAUCCUACAUUCUUUGAUCUAGAGAGGAUUGACACAUUAGAUGUUGAAGUAGCAGCAAGUGGUUUCACAAAGGAUUUGGCUGAUGUCUUUAAUCAGAAAAUGGAUGAAAUGGGAAUCCUCUGCAACAUAGAAUCAAAUGUCAGUCUGGCUGAGGCUGCUUAUGAAACUGAUGAUAAUGAAGAAGAAUAUGCAGAUAGUACAUUAUCUGAUGAUAGCAACAAAGAAGCCAUUGUUUAUUCCGAAAUUCCAGAUUCUAACAGCAAAGAAAAGAAUGUUGAUGAAGAGAAUAGCAGAGUUUCUCAUGGAAAAGACCCCAAUAUUUUGAAAUGGCUUACACAGGCUGAAUGUGAAGAUGAGGAUAUAGCAUCAUAUCUUUCUGCUGAAGAAUUUCAUGAUGCUAAAGCAACCAUAUCUGAAAUUGUUGACACAGCACUAGAUGGAUGUCUUUUUGAUAGUAUGAAGAUAACUAACCAACCGGAAGUUUUGGAUAUGCAUUUAAAUGAUGUAGAUAUUGGUAAAAUAGAUGAACUUACAAAUCCUGCUGAUUUAGAGGAGUCAACAUUGAAAACCUUGAGCAAAAUUAAUCAUGAAAUUCAGCCCUUUAGAAAUAAGGAAAGCCUGCAGCAUGUCAACAAACAUCAGCUGCAGACUAGAAGUGACCAAGUUUCUCAAUUCACCUCAAGUAUAGCUUGCUCCAGCAUAGCACCUGAAGUGGCCAGGAUUCGAAUUCGUAAUCAGGCCAAGCGCAGACAACACGCACAACAAUCACGACGUGUGAGAAAGAGUGGAGAGGCUUCUUUGGUUACAAAAGAACGUAGAGAAAAUAGUGACAAUAUCAAGCAGUCUUUAGAUGCUGUUUGGUUUUAA
Messenger RNA from Candidula unifasciata, 1719 nucleotides. NCBI's taxonomy places the organism in Eukaryota, Metazoa, Mollusca, Gastropoda, Stylommatophora, Geomitridae. The record is from the annotation of a GenBank genome assembly.